GUCUCUCUCUGAAACCUUCACUCUGCCACCAUGCUGCCGUCUGUGUUGCUGCUGCUGCUCCUCAGCGGAGCUGAAGCUGCUUAUUUUGGUGUCGUCUUCAGCUACUCUGUUGGAGACUUCCAGCCAGCCGGAUACCCAGCAACCACUAACUUCAAGGUGAGCUUCAGCUCUUGUGAAGAGUUCGACCUUUGGCUUUGUAAUGGAAACUGCAGCAUGCUCUCAGUUUAUCCACUUGAUGAAAGAGGAGGUGAAUGGUGUCAGACAGCCUACACUGAGUCUGUUGCAGUUACAUUCCUGUCGACGUUGGAUACUCCGUUUGAUGCUACAAACUGGACAGAAAACAGAAAUGGGAUUGAACUAUCGGCAGCUACGAUGCUCAUUGAAAUGAGAAACCGCUCUGACAUCAACAAGCCAAACUCUUCACCCCAAACCACCAUCAUCCCUCUGCUGAGAGUUCCUUCAAACUGUCAGAGGAACAUCAACCUGUUGGUCUCUGACCCGGAUGGAGACGACGUCAGAUGCAGAUAUGCAGCUGAUCCAGAGUGCAUCACCUGCACUCCUCCGUCUGUCCUCAGCGUCUCACCAUCUUGUUCUCUGUCAUUCAGUCCCACUAACAGCAGUGAUGAAGGUCCGUAUGCGGUUCAGAUGGUUCUGGAGGAUUUUACCGGACAGAACAUCAUUCUGACUAACGGCAACAAUUCACAGGAGGUGAAACCUCAGAAUGACGCCAUCAGCAAGAUCCCUGUUCAGUUUGUUUUCAAAGUGGAUCCUGCAGCUCCGUCCUGCACAGCAGGUGAAUAUCUGCCCAGGUUUCUGCCUCCAACUCCUGAACAUGGAGAUCAGAUCCACACCAACGUCAACCAGGCUGUGGAAAUCAGCGUCAGAGCAGAAGCAACGCAGGCUGAGACCACUGAGCUCCUGUUCAGUGGACCAACAGGUGUAACCAAGAGCUCAUCAGGAUCAGGAAACUUCAGCCUGACAUGGACGCCAUCGGCCGGUGAUGGAGGACUGAACCAAACUCUCUGCUUCGUUGUCCAAGCAAACUCCUCCGGCUCUGUGUACCAGUCUGACUUUCGAUGCGUCUUUGUGACGGCUGGGAGCAGUCCAACAACCGUUUCCCCUCCGACUGCAGCGACACCCCUACCAACGACGUUUACAUUCAUGACAAUCCUACCUCCAUUCACAACUCCACAAACUACACCUACACCUUUUCCAACUACAACUACACCUCCACAAACUACAACUACACCUUUUCCAACUACAACUACACUUCCUCCAACUACCAACCAACCCGCUGCAACAUCUGCAGCAGGGCCAUAUUAUGUUUUGGCUCUGAAUGUAAAGAUUUCCACCUCACUGUCACUGGAGACUGACUCUGCCACCAUCACCAACCUGAUCAAAGAUGAGCUGGAAAGACAGGGGCUGCCUCCAGAUCUGACGUUAAAGCUGCUGAGUGACGGAGUGGUGAAGGCAACAGCCUGAAUCUGAGCCUCAGUGUGGUUAGAAACAGAGUUUUCUUCACUUUUCAUCAGAUUCAUGUGGUUAUACUUACUUUAAUGAACCACAAUGACAAGUUACUAUCCUUUUGCUGAAUGGGAACAAAUACUGUAAAGCCAGAAUACCCUAAUAUUUCCAGUUGUUUACCCAUUUAAAAAUAUAUAAUAUCGCUGUCCUUUGGCCUUUAAGAAGACAGGUUUUGGAUAAAAUCCAGUUUCCAGAAGAACUUAGAAACAUAACCAAAAACCUUUCAUGUCAUUUAGGAUCCCAGACUCACUUCUUGAUGCUAAAACCAAGCUUUUCUGUAUUCCUUACAUAUUUUUGCUGACGGCUUUAACUUUCUGUUUUUGUGCAGAAUAAAGUUUUGUUAAAAGUAUUUCAUGCAGAUUCAGUCUGUCACGGUAAAAAAAGAAACAUGAAAAGCUGAAGGUGAAAAUGUGUGGUUAUGAAUCCUCCAAAUGAAAGUAAAAUAUGAAAUGUUGAGUUUUGUUCAACUCAGAAGUUUCGCUGUCAGCAUGAAGGUAAAGAAUUAGAAGCUUUGCAUAAUUAUUCGAUAUAUUCCCUCUUGCAUUGCUGUGUUUUUAUGCAGCAGCUGCUUUUUGUUUUCCUUAUGUUUAGACAAUAAAGUUUAUGAUCAAACAUGAUGAGUUUCAGAGUAAUCCUUCAACAUCUGUAUCAAAUUAUGGCUUCUUCUGAGUAAUAAAAUGGAUUUUCUUGUAUCUGUGGGGGGAAAAAAGAAAAAAAAAAGAUGUAAAAUCUG
Poecilia latipinna (sailfin molly) is the source of this 2257-nucleotide messenger RNA. Its product is annotated as mucin-5AC-like. Lineage: Eukaryota; Metazoa; Chordata; Actinopteri; Cyprinodontiformes; Poeciliidae. Bases 31 to 1482 code for a protein of 483 amino acids. The record is from RefSeq and is a predicted model, not a curated record. The transcript is spliced from 11 exons.